CCAAGCUGGUCAAGUCCGCGCCCACCACGAUGCUUUGCUCCUCGGGGCAAGUUUGUAAGAAGUCCACUAGCUGGGAGCUCUCCCCAGCGGCGGCGGGCAUUGCCUGCUCCUCAUGUCCGGGCUGGCCGCUCUGAUCAACGGAUUCCGCAUGCAAACUGUUCCCGCGCUGCUCGUCCGUCACGCCUUCCGUACCGUCGGCCUCCUCGGCGCUGCGGGCGACCGGGCCUGGCAACACGGCGUCCUCGGGCUGCGUGGAGUCCGCGGCGUGGGCCUGAGCCGAGGAGCUUGGCGGCUCAGCGGGUGUUAUUGUUCUGCUAGAACCACUAUCAUCCUCGUUGUCCGCCAUUUUGACUGCGCGGCUACUAGCUCAGCGGCUAAUAGGGAUCCAGUAUGUAGUUCGAAUCAAAUGCAAUUAGAAAUCAACUUCACCAAAUAGAUCGUCGCUCGUGAAGAAUGCUUGCGUGCUGGUGAGUAAAAAUGUCCACUGUGGUGAAGAACAACAUGAACACAAAAGGAGAUAGCGGGACAAGAUGACGGAACCUUGGAGGAGUUUUCUACUAGCCUAGCUUAGCCUUCACCCAGCUCACAUGGGAGGCCAGUUCCCCGAAAUGGAUCGCUGGACCGAACUCCUAUUUCACACGGAAACACGUCGUUUGUUUUUCCAGACGGUCACAUAUUCUUCUUCUUCGUCUGGUUUAAUUUCGGAUUGCGGCCGUAACAUUAAAUGUCAUAUCACUUCUCCCGAUACAUAUGUGUGUAACUGUUAAUGUUGUUUAUUUACAAAAAUACACAGUUGUGAUUGUGAUUAUGUUAUUUAGGUAUUGGAGAUGUCAAUACCCACAUCCGAGUGCACAUACACUAUAAUCGUGACACGUUUGAAUGUAUUUACUAGGUCGUAAUACAGCCCGACAAAUCUGUAUUUUAUGAAAGAAAGUAGAAAUCCACUUUCCUGAUUUUCCAUUCGUUUCCACUUGCUUUCAUUAAUAUCGUUCGACGUUAUCCCAUUCUUGGUUUAAAGUCAAUUUCCGGAAAACUACAAGACGGAUGCGCAAUGCGAAGUGUUGGUUGGGAUGUUUUAACUCCAAACACCAUAAAUAAAAAAAGAGAAAACGAAUACGCAGAAAGAUGACGUAGUUGACCCCAAGGGGGCGGUGCUUCCGCAUGCGCACUUGAUGACGACAACAUAAUGACGUCUGCUGGACUGACAGGGCGAUGUCGCGGAUGUUUACUAGCCAGCUGCGAGGAUGAAUAACAUCUGGAUGAACAUCUGAGCAUCUUCAUUAAACAACGUCCCAAAACAUGGCGAGCCAGCCAUCUGUCCUGAGGGAAUUCUGCCCACUCCACCAUCUGCUGCACGCCAUCCCAGCCAAAGUUCAGAGGGGAUUCCGCUCGGUGGUGGUCUACCUGACGGCGGUGGACAGCAGCAGUGACUUUGUGGCAGUGGGCAGCAGCAUCGGCAUGUUGUACCUCUACUGCCGCCGCCUGGCACACAUGAACAAAUACAGCCUGGAGGGAAAGUGCGACGCCAUCACAGCCGUGAAGCUGCUGAGCUGUUUUGAUGAUCUGGUCGCAGUGGGAACUGCAUCCGGGCGUGUCGCCGUCUUCCAGUUGGUGUCCCCGCUUCCGGGUCGCAACAAACAGCUGAGGCGUUUUGACGUGGUGGGCCUCCACAAAGGAACGGUGACUUCUCUGGCGUGGAGCGCUAAUGGCAUGAAGCUCUUCUCUGGAGAUGACAAAGGACGCGUGGUUUUCUCCGCUCUGGACCUGGAUCAGGGCACGUGCACGCCUGUACUGCUGUUGGAGGAGUUGUGUGGUGUGGUCCAGUUGGACUACAGUCACCAGGUGCUGCUUGUCUCCACGCAGCAGAGAUCUCUACUGUACUGCACACAGAAACAGGAAGUGCAGCAGCUCGGCACCAAACCCAGGAAGAGCAGUGGCAGGUUUGGGGCAUGCUUCCUGCCAGCUCUUUGCAAACAGAGCGACCUGCAGGUGUUCGCUGCUCGUCCUGGUCUAAGACUCUGGAGGUCUGAUGUCGGAGGUCAUGUGGUGGACACCAGACUGCUGAAACCUCUCUUCAGUGCUCAGAUUCCUCAUUUUGAGAUCUUCCCUCACCCUGGUCCAAUCGGGGCGUACCGUCCGGCAGACCGACAGCUGGGUCUGCUCAGCUGUUUCCUCAAAGAUGGCUGGAUCCUCAGCUGGAACGAAUACAGUGUCUAUGUCCUAGACUGCAUUAAUGAGGUGCUGGUGGGAGCACUGGAGAGCAGCGGAGACAUUGUGUCUUUGUCGUGCUGUGACAACGAGAUCUUCAUCUUGAAAGGAGACAGAGAUUUGAUCAGACUCUCCGACAGUCCGGAGGGGGCCAUCAGUGCCCUGUCAGACUUCCCCAUGCGCCUGUCUUCCCCUUUGACACCUCCCAACAUCCUCCCAAGCACUGGAUGCGUGGAGAUGGCUCAGCCAAUCAGAACCAUGGCCAUCAUUGUGGAAGGAGGGGGUCCGCAGGCAAGGUGCGGCGAGGAGGGAAGGGAAGAAGAGGAGGAAGCGGAGGAAGCACAGGAGAAGGAUGAGGACGCCGCGGUCCUCACCAGCUGCUCUCGUAGCCGCAGCAGCUCUGUGGCUUCCUGGGACAGUCUCCAUGGAAACACCUCCUUUGACCGUUGCGGUACGCCCAUGGGGCAGGAAGACAUGCACCAGGAACUGGUGGUGAAAGCUGUGAAAGUGAAGAAGAAGAAGAGAGGCCAACAAGAAAGCAACAGCGGGAAUCGUCUGUCUGAGAGCCGUUGCUCGGACUCCAUGCUUGUGGUCCAAGAUGGCAGCUGCAACGAUGGACGAAGCGAACGUGUGUCCCUCCUGGGACUGGAGGUUCCAAACCUGCAACCGGAAACGGCGAUGGAGAGAAAUGGGAUGGAUUGGGAGGACAGGGGUUCGUCUUCCACCCAAUCCAGCUGCCACCUCCUCCCAAGCUGCACGAUCCCUCAGGACCCGCAAAGCCCGGUUGUCCCCCUCACCCCAAAUGUGGAUCUGCUGCUGGAAGGCCCCUUCUCCUACAAGAACAACACAGUGCAGGAUGAAGCACAGCCAGUGGAGGAGCAAGAGGACCACUUUCUGAUCAAACCACGGGAGGAGGAGGAGGGCUCUGUGUCACCUGCUGAUGCGAAGGACCAGAUGUUUGAUUCUACCGGACUCCCCAACAGGAAGCAAAGUGUGUCGAGUGAGGAGGAAAACGACAUCUAUUGCCACAGUCUGCCCCCUGCUGACAGUACAGCAGAACACAGCAGCUUCCAAAGCCAGGAGACUGACGGACAGUUGCACCAGGAAGCUGAAGACAGACAUGGACUCAAACCUGACCAUUUGGCCGAAAGCUGGAUGGGAUACUCUGGACCCGGAUGUGGAAUACUGAGUCUUCAUGUCACUGACAGGUACGUGUGGUGUUUGGACUUUAAAGGUGGAUUGUUCUGCAGUCUUCUGCCCGAAAGCGGUCUCAAUUGGCAGCGCUUUGAAGACAACAUCCACCAGGUGGCGCUCUCGCCCUCAGGUCACCUGCUGUGGAAGGUGGAGCAGAAGAGCAUGACGGCGUUCGCUUGUGCCAAAGUGUCAGGAAGAGGGAAACGUCACUGGUAUAAAGCAGUGGAGCAAACCGCCUUCGUGGCGCUCGGUGACGACUCGGCCUGGAUCAUCAGGACCAACGGAGACCUGUACCUGCAGACGGGUCUGAGUCUGGAGCGCCCGUGCGCUCGCUCAGUCAAGGUGGACACGCCGUGUGUCUUCAGUCAGGUGUGCGUCAGAGGGGGCGUGGUCUGGGCGCUGAGUGAACACAACGCUUUAUUCUACAGAGAAGGACUUGAUGCCUUCUGUAGUCUGGGAGACACCUGGAAGUACGACACUGUCAGUGAGGCUCAGGGUGUGGAGUUGAUGUGCGUAGCUUUGGGAGACAGAGGCAUCGCCUGGGCACUCGAUGUCAGCGGCAGCCUCUGGUUUCGAACCGGCAUCUCUUCAUGCUCACCUCAGGGAGAAGAUGACCAUUGGUGGCAGGUCAGUAUUUCCGACUACGUGGUCUUCGAUCAAGGCAGUCUAUUCCAGACCCUGUUGAACGCCACACAUAGUGUUGCCACGGUAACCAAGGCGCCGGUGGAACGGGUGGUAGCGUUCUUGUCUCAGUACUCGCAGCGCCAGCCCACCCUUGUCAGCGCCAACGCUGGCGGCGUUUGGGUGGCGUCCGGACGGAAUCAGCUCCACUUGGCCCGUGGCAGCCUUGUGGGAACAUUUUGGCAGAACCUGGUUCCAAGAGGAACAAUGUCGGCCACCAGGUGGACCUUCAUCACGUCUUCAGUAGUGCCUGACAAAGAUGGUGCCUUCCUGUGGUUGGCUCAGAGCAGAAAGGAUCUCUUCUGUGUGUGGGACCAGGACGGGGAGCUCCGGCCGUCAUCGGUGCCGUUGCCACCUGAGGUGGAGCUGGUUCACCUGUCGGCUUGCCGUGACGCCCUGUGGGGACUGGACUCCCAUGGCCGGGUCAGUAUUCGCACUCUGUCUCCAUCCUGUCCCACUGGCCUCAGCUGGACGUCGCUGGACCUCAGUCAGCUGGGAAGUGUUCGUUUGGUCAGUGUGAGCUGUGGAAGCCAGAACGUUUGGGCCCUGGACAGUCGAGGCCUGGUCUACUUCAGAGUCGGAACACAACCACUGAACCCCAACAUGAUGCUACCUGCCUGGAUCCACAUUGAACCACCUGCACAGCCAAUCGGAGUACAGCUCAUCAGUAUUCAGACGAGUCCAAAUGAUCGUCUUCUGUGGGCGUUGGACAACAGAGGUGGGGUCUUCGUCAGGACCGGGCUCAGUGACGAAAUGCCUGUCGGGACAGACUGGGAACCGGUGCAAGGUCUGACGGUCAGUCAACUGCUUCUCAGCUGUCGGACAGUUUGGGUUCGAUGUGCCAAUGGAGACAUGGCUCGACGCUACAGUGUCUCCGAUAAAAACCCAGCUGGAGACUACUGGAAGAAGAUCCCAGGGCACGCUACUUGCUUAACUGUCACUCCACAUGAUGACUUAUGGGCGGUAACUGCUGUUGGCGGACUGGCCCGUCGCAUGACAAAGCUCCUACCGCAAGCUCAGCGUAGACCUGCUCCUUCCGAGAUAAAUGUUGGCGACGAUGAGGACGACGAGUGGGAGCUCCUCUGAUGUGAUUUUGUCCACGUAUCACUUGCCCCAACCUUGAAACGACCGCCCCAACAUCCAAGGACAUGAAGUGUCCCACCACGAUCCGUCCUUUUCCACUCGCUUUUCCUGGGAACUGGAGCCCUUCCCAGCUAACUUUGGGCACGUUGUCAUCCACGGAACCGAUCAGUGCGAUGUACCGCUAGCACUGGGAUAUUUAAAGAUGAUCAAGUUGAGCAGUCUGGAGUUGGGAAUAGGAAUAGAGGGUGAGUUAAAGGUGGUCUUUGGUGUGGAAAGGUGUCCAGAGGAAACGUUCCGAGUUCCGUAGUUUCACUUCUAACACGUAAUACUUUUUAUUUGGGGACCUAUUAUACUCAUUCGUUCAUUUUCUACCGCUUAUCCUCACGAGGGUCGCGGGGGGGGGGGUGCUGGGGCCUAUCCCAGCUGGUGGCCAGCCAAUCACAGAGCACAUAUAGACAAACAACCAUUCACACUCACAUUCAUACCUAUGGACAAUUUGGAGUCGCUAAUUAACCUAGCAUGUUUUUGGAAUGUGGGAGGAAACCGGAGUACACGGACGGGGAGAACAUGCAAACUCCACACAGAGAUGGCCGAGGGUGGAAUUGAACCCGGGUCAGCUAGGAGACCCGGGUUCAGCCUAUUAUACUCAUUUUUCUGCCCUUUGUAUUGAGUUGUGUAUAGAGCAGCUACACACGGUAACAGCACAUAAAGCUUUCUAGAUCUUCCAGAGUCUGCACCUAUCCCAGCUGGAUUUCAUGCUUCCCUCGAAAACAGUCGGUUUUAAUUUAUUCAACCCACAGCCCGCCUCCAGGCACCCCCCCCCCCCCCUCGGGUGGGUUGGUCACACACUCGAGUGCUUAGGAGGACUUGGAGUUGAUAAAUGCUAGUUGAUAAAUGCUAGUUGAUAAAUGCUAGUUGAUAAAUGGCGAUUUAUCUUUUUAAAAUAUCCGCUUCUAACAUCGAGCCGUAUGCGUUGCAUCCCGAAUCCGAUCCGGAAGUAGAGACGAGACAAUCCGAAAUUUCUCAAGAAAAGGGUUUACUUCAAGACGUCUCUCAAUGGUAAUUAGCUUUAGCAUUUUAGCGGUUUCGACAGCUUGUGGUCAUAAGGAAGCCCGUCUAUGUGUGACAUCACAAACGUCCAGUUUUACAACGCCCUCUGAAACCAAACCAAACGCUUUCAGCCAUCCCAAACUUCUUUCCAAGCUCACAUCCAAAUGCUCACACCUCAUUAUCUGACACGAGAAUACGACAUUCUAGCUCCAUUUAUAGGUCAGAAAAGUGGAAAAACUAUAAUAGGUCCCCUUUAAAGGACUUUCCAGGUCAGUCAACCUGGACCGCAGAGACUUUAGUGAGUUCGGUUAAAAUGAUGUGAUGGAAUGAAACAUGAUUUGGGUCAAAAGACUUUAAACAGGACUGGACUGGACUCUAGUGGACCUGUAGAAUAUAGCUGCACUUUGUUGGACUUUGGACUUAAGUGGACAGAGUCCAGAACCUGGAUAUGUGAGUACAAACUUAUUAUUAAAACACAGAAGCCGUUUAUUAA
Molecule: messenger RNA, 6709 nt
Organism: Doryrhamphus excisus (bluestripe pipefish)
Lineage: Eukaryota; Metazoa; Chordata; Actinopteri; Syngnathiformes; Syngnathidae
Source: RefSeq, a predicted model, not a curated record